AAAAAUAAAAAUAAAUAAAUAAAUGUCAAAAUCAGCUGUUCUACUUUCUGUCAAAUUUAUUGACUAAAUAUUUAUCCUCAAUUAACAUCAAACAACAGUAAAGAAAAAAAAAAAACAAAAUUAAUAAUCAUGAAAUUGAGUAUUUAAAUUAAAAAAAAAAAUAUGUAAACAUGGAAGUUGAGGAAAUUCUAUUAAAAAUAUUUGGACAAGAUAUAAAAUCAAAUUUAGAAUCAAAUGAAAAUCAAAAAACAUCUAGCAGCAGAACAUUUUGGAGUUUAAAAAUUGCAUCAAAUUACAUCAGCAAGUGUUUAGAAUCAUUAAAUUCAAGUGAACAAUUGGAGGAUGAUCGUCCAGGUCGUAUUGGACCAAAAUUAGUACGUUUUGAUGUAUCAACUCAUCAUGGUUUAGUGAUAGUAACACCAGAUCGUUUAAGUGUAAAUUCACAAAGUAAUUUUAGUACUUUACGUGCAAAUACUGGUCUUUAUUCUGGCAAAUGGCUGUAUGAAUUACAGCUUGGUUCAAAGGGUGUUAUGCAAAUUGGUUGGGGUACAUCACAAUGUAAAUUUAGUCAAGAAAGUGGUGUUGGUGAUACUCCAAAUUCAUACUCAUACGAUGGUAAUCGUAUUAGAAAAUGGAAUGUAUCAACUCAUAAAUAUGGUGAAUCAUGGUUAUCUGGUGAUAUUAUUGGUUGUGCAUUAGAUUUGGACAAUGGUACUAUUGAUUUUUAUAGAAAUGGACGUAAUCUUGGACGUGCAUUUGAUAAUAUAUCAACUGGUUCAGGUAUUGCAUAUUUUCCAACAGUUAGUCUUGCAUUUACGGAAAAUUUAACAGCAAAUUUUGGCUCAACACCAUUACGUUAUCCAAUAAAUGAAUAUAAUCCAUUACAAGCACCACCUGAUGUACAAUUAAAAAAAGCAAAAUUAUUAUUUUCAUGGUUUGAUAAUAUAAUUAAUUUAAUUGAUGAAUCAGAUACAAUAUUAAAUCCAUUAACAUUAACAAUGAGCUCAAAAACAUAUUUAAAAUAUUUAUCAAAAUUAAUAUUACAACAUAUUGGAUGUUUAUUUUCAAAUUCAUAUAUUAUUGAAGCUAUAUUUUUGCCAUUUAUAAAACAUCUUUCUGAUAAUAUAAAUAAAUUAAUAAUAUGUCUUGAUUAUUUAUGGAUUUUUUUAGAAGAAUAUGAAAUGAAAUCAUGUUUAGAAAGUAGUGUUAUUUAUUUAUUAUCAGCAUUUCGUCAUGUAUCAUUACUAUUAGAAUAUCCAGAUCAAUGUAAAAGUUUAAUAUUAUUAACAAAUUUAUGUCGUCAUACUAAAACACGUAAAUAUUUAUUACAAAAUAUAUUAUUUGAUCGCGUACGUUUUGCAAAUUUUGUACAUGUUAAACCACUUGAUGAAAGUGGUCUUGCAAAUGUUAUUAAAAAAACAUGGUGGGAAACAAAACCAAUUGAUCCAACAAUUGAAAUAAAUAAAGAUUAUUAUAAUGAAUCAUGUGAUAAAAUAAAAUUAGCAAUAACUGAAGUUGAAACAUUACAAGUUGAAUUAUUAAUAACAUUUUUAAUAAAUACAGAUGGUGAUAAUAAUACACCAUCAUCACGUACAAUAUUUUUAAAAAAAUUUCGUAGAUUUGUACAAGAAAAUUUAUCAACAAGUCGUACACCAUUACAAAUAACUGUAUGUUGUUUUCAUAGAUUAUUAGUUGCAUUUAGAUUAUUAUGGGAUGAAGAAGUUGGUAAUGAUUUAAUUUAUAUACCAUGUAGAAUGUUUUAUGAUUCAUCAGUUAAUUAUUCUGGUAUUGAUAGACUUGGUGGUGUAUUAUCAUUUUUAAAUAAAACAUAUAAAAAUGAACUUAUACAUCAUUUGGGUCCUGAUCAUGAAGUUAUUAUAUCAAUGGAACAUACAAGAGAUACAAAUACAUUUAUGGGUGGUCCAGGAAGAAUUGGAGAAAUAUCAAUGAUGAUACCAACAUCAAAUACAACAACAGCUACAACAGCAACUACAACAACAGCUACAACAGCAACAACAAAUGGACAAAUUAUAUUUGGUUAUCCAUCAUAUAUACAAGAAGAAAAAACACAAUUAAAACUUGGUACAACAGAUUCAGCUCUUUCAUUAUUAGAGCUACUUGAAUCAAUAAUAUUAUUUUAUCAUGCAGCAGCUAAAAAACAAAUUGCUAAAGUUGCAAAUUUACGUGAUAGUAUGAUGGAAUAUAUAACAGCAAUGAUUAAUGUUAAAUUACGUCUUGAAAUUGUUAAAAAAUUAAAAGACAAUGAUUCAUUAUUAAUACAAAAAGAAUUAACAAGAACAAUUAAUGUAUUUAAUACAAAAUUAUCUGAACAAGCAAGACAUAUGGCUUGGGUACGUGCUGCUGUUUAUUCAGAAAAAAAACAAGCUCAACUUGCAUGGUUAUUAAAUGUUGUUAUUUUAACAUUAAAAAAAGCAAGUCUUGAAGGUAAUAUGUUUAGAUUUGUACCAGAUUUUUAUCUUGAAGCAUUAGCUGAUUUAUCAGUUGGUUUAAGAAAUCAUCUUCAUCCAACAGCACCAAUUGAAAAAAUAUCUGGUUAUCAAAAUAUGUUACGUGAUAUUGCACAAUUUUUAUGUGAUCAUUUUUUAGAUACAAGAAUUGUUCAUGCAAUCGCUAAAGAUACAUUGAUAUUAACACUUGCUGGUUUUACAUCAAAUUCAAUGACACUACGUGCACUUGAAGAAAUAUCAAAAGAAUCAAGGAUUAAAUUUGUCAAAAAUAUAUUACGUCCAUAUGAUAGUCGUGCAUGGGCACAAUCAAAUUGGGUACUUGUUAGAUUUUGGCAAGGUAAUGGUUUUGCAUUUAGAUAUGAAAAAAGUCCACAUUUAUCAAAAAAAAUUGGUCCAAAAAUGUUACAACAAGAAUCAAUAUCACAACCAAUAAAACCAUGUCCAUCAAUUAUUUAUCAAUCACAUGUACGUGAUAUAUUAAUUGAUAAUCAACGUAAUACAAUGCAAUUUUUAAAUUCAUUAUUAAAUCAAAUGAAUUGGGCAUUUUCAGAAUUUAUAAGUAUGGUACAAGAAAUUCAUAAUGUAUCAUCAAGACCAGAAAGAGUAUUUAUUGAAUCACGACAAUUAAAAAUAUGUGCAACAUGUUUUGAUUUAGCAAUAUCAUUAUUAAGAGUUAUUGAAAUGAUUGCAACAAUUGCACCAACAAUAUUUAAUGAUACAACACAAUCAAGUGAAAGUAUAUUAGCAAGAUUAUGUCAAUUAUUAUGUCAAAUAUUGAAUAGAGUUAGUUCACAAACAAGUUGUUUUCAGCAUGUUGUACAACUUGAUAUUCCUGAUUUAGAAACAAUUGAUCAUUUUCCAAUUCUUGCUGCUGUUAUUGGAAUAUUAUUAGCAUUAUUAAAAGAUGAAAUAAUAUUAUAUAAAAAUACUGAUGAAAUUCCAAAUGUAACUAAAGCAUUAUUAUCAGAACCAAGUUUUCAAAUAACAUCAUUAUAUUUUAUUAUUGGUGAUAAUAAUUUAUUAAACAAAGAUGGAAAAAUAAAAAAUAUUAAAAAAUUUACAAUUGAAAAUUAUAAAAAUGAUGUUAAUACUGAAGAAAUAAAUAGAGUUAAAGAAAUGAUUAAAUAUCUUGAUGAAAAAAGAAUAUUAAUGCCAGAUAGUCGUAUUGUCAGUGAUGAUGAUGACACUUGUAUUAUUUGUUAUGCAUACAGUACUGGUGCUGUAUUUAAACCAUGUAAUCAUCGUUCAUGUCGUGUUUGUAUUGAACGUCAUCUUUUAAAUAGUCGUGAAUGUUUUUUUUGUAAAACAAUUAUCAUUCAAGUUUAUGAUUUAAAUGGCAAAUUACUUCAUGAUUUUAAUUCAACAAAUUCAUCAUCAUCAUCAUCGUCAGCUUCAUCCUCAUCAUCAUCGUGAUAUCAGUGGAUAAGUAGAUUUAGAAAAGAACGAAGAAAACACUAUUAAUUUUAUUUAUUAACAAAUUAUAAUUAUUAUAUAUAAUUAUAAAAGACAAAUGACAAGUUGAUGUAUAAUUUCAACUGGUAAUAUAUUUAAAUCCUGAAUAUACUGUACAAAAAUAAAACCAGAUAUUAAAUCAUCGUGUCAUGUUACAAUAAUUGCCAUUAAAUACUUUUGCUUUUUAUAUAUUACUUAAAUAAUAUAAUUAUUUAUUAUUAUAAAUAAGAUAAUCAAGCAGAUGAAUAUUAAAAUACAAAAAUGACAAAUGUAGCUAUAAAAAAUAUUUAUGAUUUAUUGAUGUUGUGUAAUUAUUAAACAAAGAAAAGACAUCUUUUCACAGAGUCACAUGAUUGAUCAAAAAAAAAGCCAACAGAAUUGUUGAUGUAAAAAUUGGACUGUUUAAUUCUGGAGAAUGUGACUCAUCAAUUCCAAAAUGUUUUGGAUCCAAAGACUUUGAUAACUGCGUGCAGGAAAAAAAGAAAAGACAACAAUGACAUUCCUAUGAACAAAUAAAAUGUAAAAUUUGAAUAGACUUUUGAUUUGUUUAUAAAAUAUUAAUGCAAAUAACUUUCUGUUGUUAUUUUUGUGUUGUUUUAUUUAAAGAAAUUACUCAUUUUAAAAAGAAGAACAAAUAAUUGGUACAAUUUUAAACGCGUGAUAUUAUUUUGAUAUAAUUUAAUGAAUU
Molecule: messenger RNA, 4608 nt
Organism: Aphidius gifuensis
Lineage: Eukaryota; Metazoa; Arthropoda; Insecta; Hymenoptera; Braconidae
Product: E3 ubiquitin-protein ligase RNF123-like
Exons: 2
Coding region: 171-3881 (1236 amino acids)
Cellular component (GO): cytoplasm
Molecular function (GO): protein binding; ubiquitin-protein transferase activity
Source: RefSeq, a predicted model, not a curated record